This is a messenger RNA of Drosophila innubila, 1283 nucleotides long. RefSeq names its product decapping nuclease DXO homolog (gene Rai1). Gene Ontology annotation, cellular component: nucleus; cytosol. Gene Ontology annotation, biological process: nuclear-transcribed mRNA catabolic process; NAD-cap decapping. Gene Ontology annotation, molecular function: mRNA 5'-diphosphatase activity. NCBI's taxonomy places the organism in Eukaryota, Metazoa, Arthropoda, Insecta, Diptera, Drosophilidae. The record is from RefSeq and is a predicted model, not a curated record. The coding region runs from base 79 to 1224 and encodes 381 amino acids. The transcript is spliced from 2 exons.
AUACACCUGUAGUGUCAACAAUCAACAAACAAGCCAACGGGAAUAUUAUUAAACCCUUUCUGAAGGAAAUAAUAAAAAAUGAGUGGCGCUACAAAGUGUGAUGGGGCUUUGCAUUUAAACGUCCGUCUGCAUAAAUUGGCCGCCCAAUUUGCUGGCGCUUUUCCAAACCUAAGCCGUCCCCAGCCAAUUGGCUUUUACAGCAUUAACGAGGCCAGGGAGUUCCAGGAUGAUGCAAGUAAUGCCACCUAUCUUUUUUUGCCGCCUCGAAAUACGUUGCCCCUGAAUCUUAAUGCGGGCAUUGAGAACGUACAACGGAAGGUUGCUCAACAUGAGUACCAUGACAUUUAUCAGUUUUGCCAGUACAUUUAUAAUCAUCAAGAGCUUUUGGUCAAGUCAUCCAAUGGCCAAUUGAGGCUGGACAAUGACUUUGUUACCUUUCGUGGCAUUCUACGCCUGAUCAUGUGCACGCCCUACGAGAAACAAAAGGACUAUAAGCUGAUGGCAACACGACUGAAUGAUACCAUUUACAUAGCCAAGGUGGAAACGGAGGCGGAUCGCAUUGACCGCGAACAGAUGACACAGAGGCAGUUGGACAUGUGCUCCUGGGGAUUCAAGUUCGAGCAGUAUUGCACCACAGAUACGCCCAACAUUCCGCCCAAAACAAAUGUUCCCGUAAUUGAGGCCAAAGAAUUUGCCUGCGUCUAUCGUUGUAAACUUAACGGGAUGAAUCUGUUAUACGGCGCCGAAAUGGACGGAAUGAAAAGCGACGUCAUCGUUGACCUGGACAAACCAGAACAGCUGAGAUCCGUUGAGUUUGUGGAACUUAAGACGACCGCCCAUCAGUUGAAUCGGAAUCAACAGCGCUCAUUUGAUAAUUACAAAUCCCUGAACUGGUGGUGUCAAUCCUACUUGGUUGGCAUUCGCACUAUCCUGGCGGGCCUGAGAGAUAAUCAGGGGCUGCUCCAUGACAUCAAGGAAUACAACGUUACCGAAAUGCAUCGUCAAAAGCCUUGGAGUCCAGCAGCCGUGGUCACAUUCCUCUCAAAUUUCCUGCACGAACUGAAGUCAUUAAUAGAGCACAUUGACGAUCCAAAUGAUCCUCCAGUCGUCAUGCUAGACUACAUUGCGAAUGAGGGUCAAGUACUGUAUACAGUGCUCCAGGGCACGCAUCGACCGCCAAUGUUACCCAAUUGGUAUCGACAACUUUUCCGGGGAGAGACUUAACAGCAUUAGGCAAAUAGUGUAUAAUUAUACUUAAAAUAUAGAAAUUAAGACCUAAUGUU